This is a messenger RNA of Tribolium castaneum (red flour beetle), 4287 nucleotides long. RefSeq names its product Pi3K21B (gene Pi3K21B). The record is from RefSeq and is a predicted model, not a curated record. Lineage: Eukaryota; Metazoa; Arthropoda; Insecta; Coleoptera; Tenebrionidae. Gene Ontology annotation, biological process: signal transduction; phosphatidylinositol phosphate biosynthetic process. Gene Ontology annotation, cellular component: phosphatidylinositol 3-kinase complex. The transcript is spliced from 10 exons. Gene Ontology annotation, molecular function: protein binding; 1-phosphatidylinositol-3-kinase regulator activity. Bases 432 to 3284 code for a protein of 950 amino acids.
CUCUUUGAGAUAAUCUGUGACGCCAUUGUUGUGGCCACUGCUAGUAUUGUUUUUGUUACGAAGUAAAUACGCUUUUUAAAAUUUAAAAAGGGGCAUUUGUCCGAUUUGUAUAAGUCUUAGAUGCAAGAAAGUUUCGGAAAGUGCGCCGUUUGCAGUGAUGUAAAUUUGGGGAUAAUUGUGGGUUAGUAAACAGUCCAGACUCCCCGGAUUGAAUUGACGAAAGUGGUUUGCAGUUAAUAAACUAAAUAACAAUGAAUUAUUGGAAAUUUUGGACGUUGCGACUAAUACAAUUCCUACCAGUGCUAAGUUAGUGGUUUAGUCAUGAAUGACUACUCAAGAUCGUCUUUAAAUAAUUUGUCAAUUGUGGUUAGAAAGUUAGUUAUGCAGAAGUUAUGUUUUUCGACUGGGGCAUUUGAUGGUGGCUACUUGCGAUGGGGGACUAUGCUUUGUACAAGGCUUUACAGUCAUUCACACCCCCUUCAAACGAUACGACAAGCCUAGAGUUUCAGAAGGAUGAUGUGUUCGAGAUUUCGGUCCAAAGUCCUUUUUCCACCAGCGAAUUUCAAAAGCCUGGAUGGUUGUAUGCUUAUAACAGACGGACGGGAUCAGAAGGAUACGUUCCUGUGGAAUGUGUAAAACUGCUUGGGUCUGAAGUAAAUAACACUGUACAUCAUCCAUCCGCUCUAGGAGUGGCAAUUUCAGAAACAGAUUGUAAAGGGAAGACUGAAACCACCCACGACAUCACUCGAGUCUACUUUGUAAAACCAAUUUUAUGUACACAUUGUAGAGACUAUAUUUGGGGACAGGGCCCAGUUGGCGUAAAAUGCAAGGAUUGCUUCGGCUGCUUCCACGACAUGUGCGCGAGGUUCGCCGCCAAACACCAAUGUCUUAAGAACGAGGAAGUGCCCACGACGACGGCGACGCUCGAGCACGACAAGCCCAUAUCCGAAUGGACGUCGGCCCAAGUUCUGGAAUGGAUGGCGGCGACCAACCUCUACCUCUGCUCGGACAUCUUCCGAUACAAAGACAUCAAAGGCGCUGAUUUGGUUCAUCUGGACAAAGAAAAAUUAAUUAAUAUGGGCAUCAAGGACGAGUUCCACCAAAUGGCGAUCCUGUCGUGCAUUGAGGAGCUUUUGGGGAAGCAGGAGAACAAGAUGUUGAGCAACGACCAAGAUUCGGAUAUAGCGCACACGCAUAACUUGACGCAGCAUAGUUUCAGCAGUUUAGAACGUUGCGGAAAAUGCAACAAAUACUUGCGAGGUUUGCUUCAUCAGGGUUUCGUUUGUCAGGACUGUGGUCUGGUGGCUCAUCGCUCGUGUGCCGCCACCGGUCUGCCGCCUUGCACGUCCGCCUUCGGUCGGGGGCUGUGUCUCCAGUUUUUCCCCGGAGACAUGCAGGAAGCGCCCGCUUUUCUCGUAAAGUUCAUCGACGAAUUGGAGUCGAAAGCCGAGAACGACGAAACUCUAGAACUGUAUAAUCUCUACAGCGCCACACCUCCGCCUGAUCAAAUGGCCAAGCUGCUCGAGAAAAUCAACGACGGUUCAACCAAUUUAGAUUUAAGCGAUUUUAACGCCGUUUGUAUAGCCGGAAUUAUCAAAAAGUUUCUUAGGGAGUUACCCGAUCCUCUUGUACCUGUCCAGUGGUACGAUGCGUUUUUAACAGCGUCAAAAGCUAAAACUGACGAAGCUUGCGCGAACCAAUUGACACGUUUAGUCGAAGAGUUGCCUGAAAAUCAUCGUUCCACGUUAAAAUUUGUGAUGGCUCAUUUGUGUCGUAUGUGCCAGAUGGAAUACUCCAGGGGCAAUCACAGUCCCCCUACUGUUCUAAUCCAGGCAUUAUGCCACAUUUUUCUGAGACCACCUUGGGAACGUAUUAUUCAAGUGGUCUACAAUACUCAGUCUCAUAAUAGGAUUUUAGAAGUACUACUUUUGAAGUGUAGUUGGGGCGUCAAGUUGCCUGAAUUUGCCUCAGCUCCGGCCAUUCCGCCGCGUCGGGCGGUGGGAACGGCCCGAAUUUCAACAAACAGCACACUAGAUAAGGAAAAAUCGAACGCCUUCUCGCUCCAAGAGGCGGAAUGGUACUGGGGCGACAUAAAGCGGGAAGAAGUCAACGAGAAACUGAAAGAAACCCCGGACGGUACGUUUUUAGUGCGCGACGCGUCAACAAAAAGUGGCGAGUACACAUUGACCCUUCGUAAGGGUGGUACAAACAAGCUAAUUAAAAUUUGCCAUAAAAACGGGAAGUACGGUUUCACCGAACCGUACACCUUUAACUCGGUCGUGGAAUUGAUAAACCAUUUUCGUAACGAGUCUUUAUCACAAUAUAACGCCUCCUUAGAUAUAAAGUUGUUGUAUCCGGUGUCUAUGUUUAACCACGAGGAGGAAGCGGCGAAAACGGAGGACGUGGAGAAGCUCUGGGAUCACUUACGCGACAUCAAGAACACUCUCAUGAACAAGAACAAAGUCUUGGACAGCCUGACUGAAGAUCUGAACAAGACAAGCCAGGAGGUCUCCACCAAACGCCAGGCCCUUGAAGCUUUAAAAGAGUUGGUUAAAGUGUUCCAAGAACAGAUCGCCACUCACGCACAAGUCAAGAAAGAGGCACAACCGCACGAAAUCGUGGGGUUAACCGUCAACGAGAAACUACUAACGCAACGACUGAAAAUGAUGCAGGAGAGCUCCGAGCACUUAGAUAAGACUUUAGAGGAGAAAGAGGCCUACAACCGGACGCUUGAGCGCGAACUGACCGCCCUGAAGCCGGUCGUGCACAGUCUGCGCAAAGAACGGGACAAAUACAUUAGGUGGCUUCAGGAGCGCGGCGUGAGUCCGACGAAGAUCAACCAGGUGCUGAACCGCAACAGCGAGGACGAGGAGUACAACACGCAGUCGGGCGAAGAGUGCGAUGUGGACUCGCUGAUACAUAACGACGAGCGCACUUGGCUGAUGCUGGACUGCCGGCGAAUCGAUGCCGAGAAGUAUUUGGCCGGCCAGCCGGACGGGACGUUCCUGAUCCGUACUUCGAGCACUUCGAAAUACGCCCUGUCCAUUGCUUGCAACAAGAUGGUCAACCACUGUAUCAUCCACGACACGAAGAGGGGGUUCGGCUUCGCCGAACCCUACAACAUUUACCCGACUCUGAAAGAUCUGGUCUUGCACUACGCGACGAAUUCCUUGGAGAUACACAACGAUUCUUUGAACACGGUCUUAGCGCAUCCGCUUCUCGCCUGGAAGUACAGCAGUAACCAAGAUCGCUACAUCGGAGGAUCAAGCACCACGUACAACUAACUGAAGAGAGUGAUGUGAUAAUUCAAAGUUGCUGUGACUUUUAUAUUCCCGUAAUCUUAAAUUUUACGAUGGUGAUAAUUUCCAAAAACUAUAACAAAUUUAUAUAAAGUAAUGUAUCAUAUAAAUAUAUUUACAUAUACAGUGACAGUUUUACAAUUGAAGUCGUUUUUGCUUAAUCACCAGGUUAAAUUGACUGUGAUAGUGUACUAAAGAAGAAGCUCUUAGAUUUAUAUAACAACCUAAGCACAUGUAAGUGUGUGUGAUGUGCGGUGUAUCAAUAUGGCCUGGUUUAUUUUUGAAAUUCAACAUUCUAGGCCUUUACGUUUGUAAAUAUAUGAAAUUCAAGCAGUAGCGUAGUCACGGGAUAUGGAGCCUGCAGCUGUUUGCGACUCUAGUCAAUCGUUAACCUGCCUCUGUUCAAACGCGGUGGUGCCAUCUGAUGCGUGGAAGCUUUAUUAUUUUCGUAACUAUUUUUUGUGUUAUGGUGGGCCACUGCUCACUACGCUGCUGCCAAAAUCGCUGUUAGCCGAUAUUCACUUGCUGCGCCAACGACGUGCCAACGCGGCCUAUUUUUGAAUUCGUUCCGUAUUUGCGCACUGGAUGAUGCUGUUGGCAGGUUGUUGGGGUGUGUUGUUAAUUCGCCUGUCAAUAUAUCUACUUAUCUUAUUUGCCAAGCGCUGCAGUGUGAGAAGAAAGCAUUCUAGAUAAUAUUAAUAUGUGAUUUUAUUUAGGUACCUUUUUUAGAUUGUGCAAUGUCUUCAAAGUGUAUUUAACUAUUCUUUAUAACACUCGUAGUAUUUAUUUUAAACUAGGAUGUUUUUCAUUUGGAAAGUACAAGUGUUUUUUACAUUUGUUUUUAAAACAAAUCUCAUGUAUCUAGAAUGGUUUUCGUAUUGUUUUCACUUUUUUACAAUCAUUAUUUGUAGCUGUUUAUCUUUAAUUCAUUCUUCCAUUUUUCAUUUAUUGUCAAGAAAGAAGAGUAUUAAACUUGUUAUAUCUAGAA